AUAUACUAGGAGUUGUCCUCGUAUGAGCCACGUGGCACUUCGACAUUUGUCGCACAAUAACUACAACAAAACAAUCCAAUGGCUUAGAUUAUUUCCUAUUAACGCUAUCGCAGUCCUGGAAGCAGUGAAUAGCCUCAAGUCAACUUCCUAAUCCGUUGAACAGAAGACCAAUCAUCCUUGAAGUUGAAGCAGGUCUUCGUCAAGAGAGGGUGAGAAAGAAGGGGUGCAGACCGGCAGGAUUUGCAGCAAGAACAUGGAGAGCACUCCAAGAAUAUCAGUGUUGGAAGGGAAGCUUGGAUUAUCUGGCAUCCUCAAAGAAACUAUCAAGAUCCCUUCGGCUAAGGUUUUACGGAAGGAUCUGGGCCUGGAUUGCUUGUUCUGCUUCGGUUGGGAUCGCAUGAAAGCCGUGGAUAUGUUAGUUGCGAAGGUUUCUCAUAACUUCGUCCUGUUGGUGAUAUCGCAUAUGGGAAUCCUCCAUUUCUUGGAUCUUUUCAACACCAUAGCCACAGUGAAUUCCGCAUCAUAUAUAUAUGCAGGGGAUAAGGUCCUGACUCUAAAGCAAAUGUUCAUCAAACACGUUAUGGACACAAGAAUUAGAGGCCCUCUCGUCACGUCCAUUUGUGUUGUCUUGUUGACUUUUCUGUUAUCGAUGGGGCUGCUCUCCAUUGCGUUACAAGCAUAUAUCACUUACUAUUAUCCUCUGUUCACGAUGUUAUUUGUAGCCAUGUUUGUGGCUUUGUUGGUACAGUAUGUGAAGUGGAGUGCCAUAUGGAACAUGGGCACUUUGAUUUCGAUAUUGGAAGACAAAGACGGGAACGAGGCCUUGUUGGUCUCUGCAUAUAUCAGUAGAGGUGAUAGGCUAAGUGGAAGCCUAUUGAUGCUUGUUUGUGUUGCAUGGAGGCUUUGCUUGAGACUAGGAUAUUUUUUCAUGGGGUGGAGUAGCAGAAAAAGCAGGGUUUGGAUCACGAUAGUGUAUAUUAGCUUGGUUUGUGUGGCAAAUGGAUUCAAGUGGGUGGCCUUUGUGGUUUACUUCAAUGAAUGCAGAAAAUGGAGUUCUGCGACGGAGGUGUCUCAAUCUGUCUAGAGUCAGCAUUUGUAUGGGACUGUUAUAAGUUAUAGCUCUGUUUUUUUUCUUUUUGGGGUUAAAUUUGCAAUAUAUAAAAAGCUAAUAGCGACUUAAUGCAUGCAAUAUUGUUUUAUGCCAGCAAUACUGACGUUUCUUGGAAUUGAAAGGGAAAAUAUAGGAGAAGAAGAAAAUGAAACGGAAUACAAAGGAUCUGAUAACUGCAUAAAUACCCGAGCUUCUUUCCUGUGAGGAUAAGAAUUAAGAUACUGUGAUAGAUAGGAGGAAGAAGGGCGAAGAAAGAGAUGCUAGACGAUCAGGACUUGCAUCAAUUGUCUUAAUUCUGAAUCCCUUUUAUACAAUUUAAUUAAUACAUGUUAA
Molecule: messenger RNA, 1444 nt
Organism: Prosopis cineraria
Lineage: Eukaryota; Viridiplantae; Streptophyta; Magnoliopsida; Fabales; Fabaceae
Exons: 2
Coding region: 254-1084 (276 amino acids)
Source: RefSeq, a predicted model, not a curated record